Messenger RNA from Lates calcarifer (barramundi perch), 4415 nucleotides. RefSeq names its product timeless circadian clock (gene timeless). The record is from RefSeq and is a predicted model, not a curated record. Lineage: Eukaryota; Metazoa; Chordata; Actinopteri; Centropomidae. Gene Ontology annotation, biological process: replication fork arrest; DNA repair; DNA replication checkpoint signaling. Gene Ontology annotation, cellular component: replication fork protection complex. The transcript has 30 exons. Gene Ontology annotation, molecular function: DNA binding. Bases 198 to 3953 code for a protein of 1251 amino acids.
UUCCGCAGCAGCUGUCUUGGCGCGAGACUUCGUCCGAUUUGUCAGACAGUAGACUGAGGCCAUCGUAAUACUAACGGAAAAGCAUUAAAACUUUCAUCAACAUCACCGGCUGCUGAACCCGUCACAUGUAGAGGAACAACAUUUAAACGAACUGACUGAACCUUUAUGCUGGCUGAUGGUGAGUGGACUUACUCAGGAUGAACUGUGAACUUCUGGCAACUUGCAGUGCUCUUGGCUAUUUGGAGGGUGACACCUACCACAAGGAAAUAGAUUGCUUGGAGAGCGUGAAAGACUUGAUCAGGUAUUUACGCCAUGAAGAUGACACCCGUGAUGUUCGCCAGCAGCUGGGUGCAGGCCAGAUUGUACAGAAUGACCUUCUACCUAUUAUCAUUCAACAUGGACAAGAUAAAGCCUUAUUUGAUGCCUGCAUCAGGCUCAUGGUCAACCUCACUCAGCCUGCCAUGCUUUGCUUUGGUAAAGUCCCUGACGACCCAGUGUUCAGACAUCACUUUUUGCAAGUGACAUCUCAUUUACAAGCCUAUAAAGAGGCAUUCGCCAGUGAACGGGUGUUUGGCAUUUUAAGUGAGACAUUGUACACCUUUCUGCAAUUGGACUGGGAGCAGAGACAGGAGGAGGAUAACCUGCUGAUAGAGAGGAUCCUGCUGCUGGUCAGGAAUGUGCUUCAUGUGCCUGCAGACCCCUCAGAAGAAAAGAAAGUGGAUGACGAUGCCAGUGUCCACGAUAGGCUCCUGUGGGCCAUUCACAUGAGCGGUUUUGAUGACCUGGUCAAGUUCCUGGCGUCGGCCCAGAGCGAGCAGCAGUGGAGCAUGCAUGUGUUGGAAAUAAUCUCCCUCAUGUUCAGAGACCAGACACCGGAAGCUUUGGUGAGUGCCGGUCAUGCUCGUUCAGUAGAAGAAAAGCUGAGAGACUCUCAGGAGCUGGAGGCACUGAGGCAGAGGGAGCAGGCAGCGAAACGCUCUCGCACAUUACAAAGAGGAACAAGACACUCUCGCUUCGGUGGGUCCUACGUAGUUCAAGGUCUCAAGUCAAUUGGAGACAGAGAUGUGAUCUAUCACAGAAAUCUACAUAAUUUCAAAAAUUACAGCCAUGACACAGGGAAAGAAGUAAGACGUGUUCCCAAGAGGAAUCGACAGGCCAAGGAAUGUAAAGACAAACGCCGUUCAGCCUUAAAUGUGCGACUCUUCUUGCGAGAGUUUUGCGUGGACUUCUUGGAGAACUGCUACAAUCAUCUCAUGUAUCUAGUCAAGGAAAGUCUGAUUCGCGAGCAGACUCAGCAACACGAUGAAACCUAUUACCUCUGGGCGCUCAGCUUUUUCAUGGCCUUCAAUCGUGGCAAUGGUUUCCGUGCUGACUUGGUUUCUGAGACCAUGUCCAUCCGAGCUUUUCAUUUUAUUGAGCGCAACAUCACCAACUACUACGAGAUGAUGCUUACUGACCGCAAAGAGGCAACAUCCUGGUCCCGCAGGAUGCACUUGGCUCUGAAGGCAUACCAAGAACUACUGCUAACUGUGAACGAGAUGGACCGUUCACAGGAUGAAAGCAUCCGCCAGAGUUCUAAUGUAAUCAAAAGCAACAUAUUCUACCUGAUGGAAUACAGGGAGAUCUUCUUGACCUUGCUGAGGAAGUUUGACGAAACCAAGCAGCCUCACUCUUACCUCAAAGACUUGGUGGAGUCCACUCAUCUCUUCUUGCGCAUGUUGGAGCGCUUCUGCAAAGGUCGCAGAAACUUGAUGGUUCAGAGGAAGAGGGUGAAGCGGAAAAAGUCUCAUGCUGAAAAAAAUCAGUCACCUCCAGAAACUAGUCCAGAAGCCCUGGAGGAGACCUGGAAGAUUGUGGAGGAGGAGCUGAGGGCCACAGGAUUUCAGUUGUCAGAGUCUUUAACUGAAGGCAUCGUUCCAUUUGACGCCACAUCUGAAACUCCUCUUGAGGAGCAGCGGACUGAGGCUAUGGUGCGAGUGCAAGAUGCCCUGCUGACUCGACUGGGACCAGAAGCACUGGGGCUGCUGCGUGCUGCCAGGGAGGUGUGGCCAGAGGGAGAUGUGUUUGGUUCAGCUGAUGUGGAACCUGAAGAGGAACUGGAACUCCUCAAGCAGAUCCUUCAUGCCAACCUGCCAAGGUCCUCUCCUCCUGAGCCUAUGGUAGAGGACGAUGAUGAUGGAGCAGAGUUAGAGGAAGAAGAGUUGGAGUCUGUCCAGGUUUCUGAAACAGAGUUCAACUUUCUAGAUUUCGUUAAGAGGUUUGCCAGCCCCAAUAUUGUGCGUCCAUAUCUCCUCCUAUUAAAAUCAUACUCAAAAAACACACCUCACACGAACCACUGCAUCACUAGAAUGCUGCACCGCCUGGCUGUUGACCUUAAAAUGGACGCCCUGCUUUACCAGCUGUCAGUCUUCAACGUUUUCAACAAAAUCCUAAGUGACCCCGCUGCAUCUGCUUACAAGGAACUAGUGACCUUUGCCAAGUACGUGCUGAACCGUUUCUUUUCACUGGCAGCACAAAACAACAAGGCAUAUGUUGAACUGCUGUUCUGGAAAAAUGUGGGGGCUGUACGUGAGAUGACGGAGGGCUAUGGCAAAGAAGGAGAGGAAAAGAAACCAACAUGGACUGAAGAGGAGGAAGAGGAGUUGCGCAAGCUCUAUGAGGAGCACUGCCAUUCUGAAGUGCCAGAUAUUGUUGAGACUUUACUGCCAUUACUCAGCAACAGCAACCGCACCCGGCGCCAGGUAGUGACACAGCUGGUGCGUAUGGGUCUGGUGGACAACGCCAAGGAACUUAAGAAGCAGAAGAUAGGCACCCGGAUUGUACUUUGGACUGAGGAGCAAGAGCAGGAGCUGCAGAUGCUGUUUGAGGAGUACAAAGACUCUGAUGACGUGCUGGGUAACAUCCUGAAGAAGCUCACGGCCAAGCGGUCCCGUGCACGUGUGGUGGACAAGCUGCUCAGUAUGGGGCUGGUGUCGGAGCGACGAGAACUUUAUAAGAAGAGGAGUCGUAAAGCUCAAGGGAAGAGUUCUGGAAAAGGAAUGACUGAAGAAGAAUUCCUAGCAGAACUAACACAAGGUUCCCCAGAUGAUUCCAUGGACAGAGAUGAUGAAGAAGAUGGAGAGGAUGAGUCUGAGGAGAGCGAGGCAGAGGAAGACGAAGAGCAGGAGAAGGGAGAAUCACAAAAUGGCAUCAGGAGGAGCCAGGGCAUGCACUCCACAGUGAAGAGGAGAGCUGAUGUAGGGACCAUGGUGAAUGCUCUACAACAGGAAGGCAUGUCUGGACCCCUGUUGUGGCUACAGAACUGUCUUAACAAAACAGCAAAUGACCGUGAAGAAGAUGGUUUUUCCCAGCCUGUGCCACUGGUCCCUCUGACAGAGGCAAAUGAAGACGCCAUGGACAACAAGAGCUUCCAGAAAUUGUUACGCAAACUGGGGAUGCGAGCACCUGCAAAUGAACAGGAGUCUUUCUGGAGAAUCCCAGCAAAGAUCAGUGUAUCCCAGCUCCGGAACGCAGCUGCAGCUCUUAGUUCGAGAGAGGAUGAACCUGAAGGUGGUGUGGAGCAAAGUGAGCCCAGGAGUCCAACUGGAGAACUCAGGGAGGAGCAGGAGGAGGAGGAGGAGGUGGUGUCAGGUGAACAGAGAGCUCAAGCUCUUAGAGCUCUGCUACUCGCACGUAAGAGGAAACACUACACCACCGAGCACUCAGCUCCUGUGUCAGAUUUUACUCCCACUGAGGAUACAGAAAGUACAGCUGAGAGGUCCCAAGGCCCCAAGCCCUCAGCUAAAAGAAGCAGAAGCAGAGUGUUGGACGACGAUGAGAACGAGGAUGACUCCACCGCUGCGAUGGAUAUGGAUACCAACGGUGAUGCAGAAUCAGACAGGGAGGAUACCUCUGCUCCUGUGAAGCGUAGGCGGAAGAUGGUCUUAAUAGAUGAAGAGGAGGAUGAGGAUUAGUGAUGCCCCUUAAUGGACUGUACAAACUGCGGCCAGGGGAGACAUUAAAGUCCUUCGCUUUGCUCCAAGGUGGACGCAACUCUCUGGAGGGUCUGCAGUGGAAAUGCUAUUAAUGGAAAACAGCCCGAAAGAAAUAGGCCCUUACAUCUGCCCCAUUGGAUACAUAGAUCCUACUAAAGACUAUCAUUUUGUUAUCUCUUUGGUAAGUAAUUGAUUGGUGCCUUUAAGUGGUUAUGGUAAACAAGUUCUAAGUGGUUUUCUAUUUUGUAAGAUUUUCUUCUUCUCCAUUGUUAUCUGAGAAAGUUUUGGACUUCAUUUAUAACUCAACAGUUUCAUCUUUGAUGUGAAAGCUGUUGCAUGUGUACAAAUACUUUCGUAUUUUCAAUUAUGUUCAAUUUUAACUUUGGAUUUCAGAGUAAAAUUCAUUUCUACCAAUUAAUAAAAAAUGCACUGUUGUCAAAA